UUUUCGAGUCUACCAUUAAAAUUUUAUUUAAAAAUAAAAGUCGGCUGUUGCUCAUAAUCUUCUCCUAGUCUCCUUGGCCGCCACCCCCACCUUUCAGCCGCCUCGGCGCCACCGCCUGCAGCUGGCGACCAGCACUGCAAUACACAAGUCGCCUACUAGUCCCGCCGUUCAGCAUCAAAAAAUACAGUGGGGGUAUAGUAUGUAUACUAAAUAAAAUCGCUAAUUUCUGAUUUCCCACACUCAGAAGACUUCCUCUGUUGCUCAAGCCAAACCAGCCGGCGAGUGCCCAACGCCGGCCCCAGCGGCAUUCCGUUUUGUCUCUGUUCGAUGGCGGCCCCUAUUCCGUUCUCCGGCUGCGGCCCCAGUAAGCUGCACGGGUAGAUGUCGUAUUGUCAUCUGUAAUGAAUCGCCUUGUUGCAAAUAGACUGGGCAGUGGACUUUCAGGCAACCACAGGCAGCACAAAGACUUCACAGCCAAGUUGGUUUCACUGAUAUGCAAAAGGGGAGAGGAUUGCAGAACCAUGAGUGCGUUUACUACAUUAUCUAGUUUCUCCACACUCUGUAACUCGUGUCAGAUUAGGCGUACACUAAGACAGGAGAUAAGACCCUUCUCAAGUGCUACCUCACAGAGAUUUGAGGAACACUGUGCUGCAUGGCGAGCUGCGACUGAGGCAAUCAAACAAGACAGAAAAUGCAAUGGUAUUUAUUUGAGCGUUGCCCAUUUUCAAGUUACUCCAGAUAUAAACUUUGCCAAAUACCAUAAUAUCGAGAUUAGCGACAUCCAUCAAACACCUCCUGGUAAUGUACAAUUUGGAAACUGUUUUGCACAACCAUCAGUGUGCAACGGACAGAGGGGAAUGCAUAAUGCGGGAGCUUCAUCACAAUCUCCAUUCCUAUUGCCAAAUGUUAUUCAACCUAUUGAGUUGGCAACCGAAAUCAAAGAAAAUAAAUUGGAGAAAACUUUUAAGCAAGAUGGAAGCAUUCCAACUCCGGAUAUGGAAAUCAACUAUUCUGUUUUGGGUGGACCUAAUCAGCUUCAAUCUGUGAACAGUACUUCCACAGAAAAUUGCACUGCCAAGGCCAACCUUUAUGAGGGGCAUCCUAUUGAGUUGUUGGAGACCAAAAUUGAAGAAAAUAAGUUGGAUAAAAUUCUUAAGCAAGAGGAAGGCAUUCCAACUUCGGAUACGGAAAGUAACUCUGCUGUUUUGGGCAGACCUAGCCAGAUUCAGCCUGCAAACAGUACUGCCAUAGAAAGGAGCACUGCCAAGGCCAACCUUCGUGAGAGGCAACCUAUUGAGUUGUUGGAGCCUAAAAUUGAAGAUAUUAAGUUGGAGAAAACUUUUAAACAAGUGGAAGGCAUUCCAAUUCCCGGUACAGAAAGCAACUAUGCUGUUUUGGGUGGACCUUGCCAGAUUCAGCCUGCAAACAGUACUGCCAAAGAAAAGAGCACUGUCAAGGCCAACCUUCGUGAGAGGCUGGAGUCCAUCUAUGAGAAAGUUCUCAUUGUCAACAAUAUCUCACUGGCCAAGGAAGUUGUUAGUAAGCUUACAAAUGAGUACAGGGAUUUAGUCCACGCAUGUGAUACAGAGGUAGCCAGGAUUGAUGUCAAGCAUGACACACCGGUUGGUCAUGGAGAAAUCAUAUGCUUCAGUAUUUAUUCUGGCCCACAUGCUGAAUUUGGAGAUGGGAAAUCUUGUGUAUGGAUUGAUGUUCUUGAUGGCGGCGGGAAGGAUAUUUUAGUAGAAUUUGCCCCAUUUUUUGAAGACCCGUCUAUUAAAAAGGUAUGGCACAACUAUAGCUUUGAUUGCCACAUCAUAGAGAACUAUGGACUCAAAAUGGCUGGGUUUCAUGCCGAUACAAUGCACAUGGCUCGAUUAUGGGAUUCCUCAAGACUAAGAGAGGGAGGUUAUUCUCUCGAGGCACUUACAGGGGAUACCUCUGUCAUGUGUGAUGCAAGUGUGGCACCUGGUGAAGAGCUGUUUGGUAAGGUGUCAAUGAAAACUAUUUUUGGUAGGAAAAAACUGAAGAAAGAUGGAACCCAGGGUAAGGUUGACAUUAUUCCAUCUCUUGAGGAGUUGCAAAGAGAGGAUCGCAAAUUAUGGAUUUCUUACUCUGCCUUAGAUUCCAUAAGCACUUUGAUGCUUUAUGAUAGUUUGAAAACCAAACUCUCUAACCGGAUCUGGAAGUUUGAUGGAGUUUAUAAAGGGAACAUGCUCAACUUUUAUGAGAGAUACUGGCUUCCAUUUGGCGAGCUUUUAGUUCAGAUGGAAACUGAGGGUGUGCUCGUUGAUCGUGCUUAUCUUGCUGAGUUGGAAAAAGUGGCUCAAGCUGAGGAGGAGAUUGCUUCUAACAGAUUUCGUGUCUGGGCAUCAAAGUACUGCCCUGAUGCAAAAUACAUGAACGUGGGAAGUGAUGUACAGUUGCGUCAGCUCUUUUUUGGUGGCACUCUGAACAAAAAGGACUCUAAUGAGAUUCUUGCUGAGACGAGAGAUUUCAAAGUUCUCAACACUGAGAAUAUAAUUGAAGAAGAAGAGAAGGCUCCAACUAAAAUCCGUAAUAUCACACUUCAUAAGAUUGGUGAUCGCAUUGAAACUGAUCUAUACACUUCUAGUGGUUGGCCAUCUGUUAGUGGGGAUGCUUUAAAGGCUCUUGCUGGUAAAAUCUCGGCUGAUUUUCAAAUCACGAAUGAAGCAGAUGACAAUAAGGAAGAAGUGUCUGUUUCAAACAACAAUGAGUCUUCUGUGGUUAAUAAUGAAGAAUUAUGUACAAAUCCAGAAGCUUCUGGGUAUGGAACAGCUUAUAAGGCUUUUGGAGGUGGACAAGCCGGGAUAGAGGCAUGCCAUGCCAUUGCCUCUUUAUGCGAAAUUUGCUCCAUCAACUCUUUGAUUUCAAAUUUCAUCAUCCCUUUGCAGGGCGGGGAAAUAUCAGGAAAGAAUGGCCGCAUCCAUUGUUCGCUGAACAUAAAUACUGAAACUGGGCGCUUGUCAGCGAGGAGGCCAAAUUUGCAGAAUCAGCCUGCUUUGGAAAAAGACAGGUACAAAAUUCGUCAGGCAUUCAUAGCUUCACCCGGGAAUUCCUUAAUUGUUGCUGACUAUGGGCAGUUGGAACUCAGGAUUCUUGCACAUCUUGCAAAUUGCAAGAGCAUGUUAGCUGCCUUUGAAGCUGGUGGAGACUUCCAUUCGAGGACUGCUUUAAACAUGUAUCCACACAUACGAGAAGCAGUUGAACAAAAACAUGUUCUCCUUGAGUGGAACCGUCAGCCUGGUGAAGAUAAGCCACCAGUUCCAUUACUAAAGGAUGCAUUUGCUUCUGAAAGAAGGAAAGCAAAGAUGCUUAAUUUUUCUAUUGCUUAUGGAAAAACUACAGUGGGUCUUGCUCGCGAUUGGAAGGUUUCUGUGAAGGAAGCCAAAGAAACAGUAGACCGGUGGUAUAGUGACAGGAAAGAGGUUUUAACUUGGCACGAACAACGCAAAUCUGAAGCGCAUCAGUUCAGAUGUGUUUAUACAUUGCUAGGUCGGGCCCGCAUGUUCCCUUCACUCAAAUCAGCAACCAAAUAUGUCAGAGGCCACAUUGAACGAGCUGCCAUCAAUACCCCUGUCCAGGGAAGUGCUGCAGAUGUUGCGAUGUGUGCCAUGCUAGAAAUAUCAAAGAACCAACGGUUAAAGGAGCUUGGAUGGAAAUUGCUUCUGCAGAUCCACGACGAAGUAAUUCUUGAAGGGCCAUCAGAAUCAGCAGAGGAAGCAAAGGCUAUUGUGGUGGAGUGUAUGUCGAAACCGUUUGAUGGGAAGAAUAUUCUCAGAGUUGGCCUCUCCGUUGAUGCCAAAUGUGCUCAAAACUGGUAUUCUGCCAAAUAGGGAUAUUCUUGGGAUCUGCCAAGAAGAUCAGCAUUUGUGCAACAAGCCGUCGCUCCUAGCCACGUAUGUCUCUAGCAGCAACUCUAACAAUUUUGGCUCCACGGGCCACCACUACCACACGUGUCUAUGGGUUCGAAAGUCACUGCCAGGCCGAGCUGGAGACAGACAUCAGAGUUCUUAACACUCUGUUUAGUUCUGGUUGUUAGAUAGGAAAGGGAAUGAAAGGAAAAUCAAACUACAGAUUUGAAUAUUGUUUGGUAGCAGAGAAAUUGGUGAAGAAAUUACUUGUUGAUAGCUAGCAUCUUUGUUUGGUUGUAAAGAAAGCAAUGGAAGACAU
Molecule: messenger RNA, 4191 nt
Organism: Cuscuta campestris
Lineage: Eukaryota; Viridiplantae; Streptophyta; Magnoliopsida; Solanales; Convolvulaceae
Source: the annotation of a GenBank genome assembly